CGAGCGGGCAGGGGCGGUGCGUGUGGGCGACGCGGUCCGGGUUGCGGGCUGGGUCGUAGGGGCCUCUUGGCGCGAGCGCGGGCGGCACCAGCCACUGCAGGUGACAGAGUCGCGGCGAGGGUUGCUGCGGGCCUGUGGAGUUCCAAAAGAUGAGUCGUGGAUAUUCAGAAAACAACAAUUUCCUGAACAAUAACAACCAAAUGGUAUUGGACAUGAUCCUUUAUCCAUUAAUUGGAAUCCCUCAGACCAUCAACUGGGAAACUGUGGCAAGACUUGUACCUGGAUUAACACCCAAAGAGUGUGCAAAAAGGUUUGAUGAACUGAAGAGCAGUGGAAGCUCACCUGUUGACAACCAGUAUUAUCCCUUAAUGGCUGCUGGAGAGAGUCCUGUUGAAACUUUAGCUACAUAUAUCAAAACCUCACUUCUUGACACACAGGGAGAUUUUCAGGAGACUCCAGUUGGUCAGGAUUCAGUUUCCAAAACAGGAAGACAUAGUAUAGCUUCCACAAGGAAUUGUUCUUCAGAAAGUGAAAAUUGUACUACUCGUAAUGGUGGAGGAAAGACUGAAGAAUCUGAAGGGCCAAACAUGGUGAUCCAUGUAUGUGAUGAAGGAAAAAACUUGAAAGAAGAUUUUAUUUGCCCACGAGAUCUUUUGAUAUCAGAAAUGAAGUACUUUGCUGAAUAUUUAUCUAUGGAUGCCCAGCGCUGGGAAGAGGUGGACAUUUCAGUUCAUUGUGACGUUCAUAUUUUCAACUGGUUGAUAAAAUAUGUUAAAAGGAACACUAAGGAGAAUAAAGAUUGUGAGAUGCCUACUUUAGAGCCAGGAAAUGUCAUUUCAAUUCUUAUUUCCUCAGAAUUUUUGAAAAUGGAUUCAUUAGUUGAACAAUGUAUUCAGUAUUGCCACAAAAACAUGAAUGCCAUAGUAGCUACCCCAUGCAACAUGAACUGUAUUAAUGCAAAUCUUCUUACACGUAUAACUGAUCUGUUCACACACAAUGAAGUUGAUGAUUUAAAAGACAAAAAAGAUAAAUUCAGGAGUAAACUUUUUUGUAAGAAGAUUGAGAGACUGUUUGAUCCUGAGUACUUGAAUCCAGAUUCUCGGAGUAAUGCAGCAACAUUAUACAGAUGCUGUUUGUGUAAGAAACUUUUAACAAAAGAAACAGAAAGAAGAAUUUCUUGUGUUCCUGGAAAAAUUAAUGUGGAUCAACAUGGAAAUAUUAUCUAUAUUCACAUAAGAGAUAAGACUUGGGAUGUUCAUGAGUAUUUGAAUAGUCUUUUUGAAGAACUAAAAUCUUGGAGAGAUGUAUAUUGGCGCUUGUGGGGAACAGUCAACUGGCUGACUUGUUCAAGAUGUUAUCAGGCUUUUCUCUGUAUUGAACUUUCACAUUGUCAAUACCACUCAGAAACGGUAGUUUAUUCUACUGCAGCAAAUUCACUGAGCACUGUUGGCACUGGAAUUUAUCCCUGCUGCAACCAAAAGGUUCUUCGAUUUGAUCCCACUCAGCUUACAAAGGGCUGUAAAGUGAGGGACCACGUGGUUGCGCUUCAUGAUCGAGGUGAAGGUGGAGAUUUGCUGUCCUGUCCAACUGCUAGAAUACUGGAUGAUCUGCAUAAGCACAAAGAUGUCAUUGUUGUGCCUUUUUCUAAAGAUUCAGUUAGUGAUCCUGCAGUUGUCUCCUCUGAUGAAAAGGGUCUGGAAUGUGAUGUUUUACUGGAGCCAAAUACACCAUGGGGUCCCAAAACUGGAGAGCUCAAUGCUUUCUUGUCACUGAAAAGCUGGACUUUGCAGUUGAAACAACAGUCAUUAUUUUCAGAAGAAGAAGAAUAUACCACUGGAUCUGAGGUCACUGAAGAUGAAGUUGGUGAUGAAGAAGAAGUAUCCAAGAAACAAAGAAGAAAGGAGAAACCAAAGAAGUUCACUAAACCACCAAAAAAGCAGAUGUCUUCACCCUGUGCACAAAAGAAAGAAAAGGCAUUGGAAAAGUCAGCUUCUAGAGAUGUGUCUCCUUUCAUUGUGAGUAUGCAGAAGAAUAAGUGGGAUGCCACAAGGUCCUUGAGAUUCAACCAGGAUGCACAAAGAGAAGAUGAUCAGCGGCGGAUGUCUGAAAUUACAGGGCAUCUAAUAAAAAUGAGAUUGGGUGAUCUGGACCGAGUCAAGUCAAAAGAAACAAAAGAAUUUGCAGGAGGUAUUUAUUCCAGGCUCGAAGCACAAAUCAAAGCUGCAGUACCAGUCAGUGCACGGCAAAGCAGCUCAGAGAAAAACACAAGGUCUAAAAGUCGUUUUGGUCAAGGGCGUCCUGUAUAAAGCAUCUUAAAAUAUAAAAAGACAGAAGGUACCCUCCUGGACGUCUGAAAUUGCUCACUUCUUGAAGAUCUUCAGAAUGAUAAUUUCUCAAUGUUCUAUUUAAUUGUUCUUGCAAUUCACAUAAAUCACAAUGCUAAGAGACAGAUAUAAUUAGGUUUUAUGAAAAUCUAAUUGUAAAUAUGAAACUUCUUGUAUCCAAUUUUCUUUUAGUAUGAUUCUAGGUUAUGUAGAAAACAAUUUACAAAUUUUGCAUAGUUAAGAUUCCUAAUAUUCGUUAUCCAUUAUUUAUUUGAAGAGAAGAGGCCUAAAUGAUUAAGUGGCUAGGUUUUUUUAAGACCUUAAACAUUAGGGAAACACAACUGAUAUUGUUACUGUGCAUGUGCACUGAUCAUAGUAUGUCUUUCAGACUGUAAAUCUUGGGUAUAGCAUUGAGAACUGCAGUUUAUAUGAUGAAAUUUCCAGUGAUACUGAUUAUAAAUAUGCAUGAAUAUUAAGGAGCAACAGAUCUCAAAACUGCAUUAAUAAAGUUUCAAGGUGAGGUGGGUAUUUUAAUACUAUGUUGGGCCCAAGGGUUCUUUUCUUUUUCAGCAUUUUUCCAUAGAAAGUACAGUGCUUAUGCAACUUUGGAUUUCAGUUUAUGAUGCUUAUCCAUUGGUCAUCUGAACUGGAAUCACUGAUCAUUACUUUUUUUCUCUGUGAAGCUAGUCUCAUUCUGAAUUUGUUAAAAUAUGUAUUGACAGUUUUAGGAUAAUAAAUCUCUUCAGUAGUGUGACACACUCAUUGUACAGUUCUCAGGGCUCUAGGAGAUAUAUAGAUAUCUAUAUAUAUCUAUAUCUAUAUAUAUAUAUAAACUGUAACCAUUCAAAUAGCCCCUUAAAACAGUUAUGAUUGAUAGUUACCUUACAGAUAUCUAAAAACUUCCCAAGUAUGUCAGAUGGGCAAAAAAUUGCAUAUAUUCAAGAAAAAUAAAAAUAAAAUUCUGUUUUAUAAAUCAUGUUUUAAUUUUUCUAACCAGGCAGAAGGAGUGCUCAGGGAAAAUUUGUUUCAAACCAUAAGCACACAAUAAAUUAUGUGUUUGAAAAUUAUUUAUAUGUAGGUCUCUGAAAAACUUUAAGAUGUACUGUUUCUAUUUUUUAGUCUUUAUUUGCCUUUUAGUAGAAAUAUCUUUAAAUUAUUCAGAGGACAGACUGAUAAUGUAUAACAGAACAUCAGUUUCUUUUUAAAUGUUCAAGUGUUAUACUUAGUUUACACAUACAGAAAUCAUUUUAGUGAAUAUUUUAGUUGAUAUAUAUGAAAGUAGAUGUUAUUUAAUGUUAUAUGUAUGACUUUGCAUGUAUGUAAAUUUUUGAACUGUUUGGAAAUUUUGUUCCAGUAUAUAUUUGUUUCAAUUGUUUGAUACUUGGAAAUAGAUUAUACCAUAUUUAUUUUCAAAAGAAAAUGUUUUGUAGUACAUUAUAUGUAAGCCCUGUUAAAUAAGAGUCUUGUUUUGGUUUACCACAUUCUCUGAUAAAAAGGAUUUGGGUUUGUUGUACUUGUAGUACAAAUCAUACUAUACUUUGUGCAGUGCUGUGAUGGUCACAAUUAGAAGAGAAAAAUAUGCUCUUUUGAUUUUUAACUGAUGGUGAAAAUGCAAAUUACUUCUCCACUGAGGGAACUAUACCACUGAAUUUACUUUUACAAACCAGAAUUGGUCCAAAUUUGAUUCUCUUCAGAAUGUGCUUUAUAUUUUGUUAAUGUCUGUCUGUAUAUAUGGCACAAGUACCACCAAAAAAAAUUUUCUUUUCAGGAAUUGGAUGCAGGGCCUUGCACAUGCUAGGCAAGUACUUUAGCACUGAGCUACAUUUCCCAGAUCUUUUUUUAAAAAAAAAAAUGUAACUGA
Messenger RNA from Sciurus carolinensis (gray squirrel), 4185 nucleotides. It is a transcript of the gene Sanbr, whose product is annotated as SANT and BTB domain regulator of CSR. The record is from RefSeq and is a predicted model, not a curated record. NCBI's taxonomy places the organism in Eukaryota, Metazoa, Chordata, Mammalia, Rodentia, Sciuridae. The transcript is spliced from 21 exons. Bases 150 to 2306 code for a protein of 718 amino acids.